AUGCCUGAGGUGACGCCUCCACCAGUUUCCUUCCUCGCUAAUGGGUCCGGCCCCUCCCGCGGUAUACUUAGAAACCGCGACUGUCUUGACGCUCGAUGCUCCCUUCCUCGAUGUGAUGCUUCUCUUAUGUCAGCCAUGGAUCGCUCUCCGGCGUCGAUGGCACCCAACAGCAACGCCAUGAACGCAGAGGCGAUAUGUAAGUAG
This is a messenger RNA of Echinococcus granulosus, 204 nucleotides long. RefSeq lists its product as hypothetical. The transcript has 3 exons. The record is from RefSeq and is a predicted model, not a curated record. Bases 1 to 204 code for a protein of 67 amino acids. NCBI's taxonomy places the organism in Eukaryota, Metazoa, Platyhelminthes, Cestoda, Cyclophyllidea, Taeniidae.